Molecule: messenger RNA, 3327 nt
Organism: Fragaria vesca subsp. vesca
Lineage: Eukaryota; Viridiplantae; Streptophyta; Magnoliopsida; Rosales; Rosaceae
Product: G-type lectin S-receptor-like serine/threonine-protein kinase SD2-5-like
Exons: 1
Coding region: 680-3109 (809 amino acids)
Biological process (GO): protein phosphorylation
Molecular function (GO): protein serine/threonine kinase activity; ATP binding
Source: RefSeq, a predicted model, not a curated record
UCUCUCUCUCUCUGUUUCUGAUUCUCUUCACAUCAAAAUCUUUGUUUCUCUGCAACCAUGCUUUCGUUUCAUGGCUACCCAUUACUCAACACGGUUUGUCUUCCUCUUCUCUGGCCUAAAUUUUGGUUCUUUAUCGUCCAUUGACAUUGUUCAGCUUUAUUUCUCAUCUUUGAGUUCACACCUCAACUGGGUUUUCGUCAAUUUUGGUGUUGUUCCAAUGCAUUGAUGUAAAGGAUUUGAGAGUAGUUGGCAGAUAGCAAAAAGUUAAAUCCAUGUGUUGAACGGUUGAAAGCUUCUGUCUUUGUUCACAUAUUUGUUCUCAUCUUGAUUCUAAGCGAGUCAAAGUUCUCUUCUUUUCCUUUUUCAUCUCUGCUAAUUAUUUCUCUUCUCCUCUUUCUCAAUUCAGCUUCCAAAUCUCUUCUGCUGUGCUUCCUUUUGGUAAUGGACCUUUUUGUUCAAGAAGCUUUGUGGUUAUCUUUAUGCUAGAAAUUGUGUAGAUUCAGUUACUGAACCUUGAUCCUGUGAUUGGCCACCUCAUUCUUUUUCUUUUUUCAGACCCUCCUUUUCUUUGUAUCCCUUUUUCUUAUGUGAAGAAUUCUAGUCUAUUUGGUUGGCUGUGUUGUCUUCUUCAAUCUUUGAUUGUCAAAAUCUUACCUCAAUACUGGUUCUUAGAGUAGCUAUGGGAGGUAGGAACAUGAUUCAUGUCAUAGGCUUCAUAUUGUUGUCUGUUCUCCUCUCCUCGGAGACCUGCCUGGCUAGUGUUAGACAUUUUGGGAAACUUAGUCCGGGUUUUGAAGGGGCUCAGAUGCAUUGGAUUGAUAAUGAUGGGCUGUUUCUCUUGUCUAAUCAAUCUGAUUUUGCUUUUGGCUUUGUCACCACUCAAGAUGUCACUUUAUUCAUGCUUUGUGUUAUCCACAUGGAAAGCAGGACGAUAGUGUGGACUGCAAAUAGGGGUUCUCCAGUUUCUAAUUCUGAUAAGUUUGUGUUUGAUGAUAAGGGUAGUGUGUCGUUGCAAAAGGGGGGCAGUGUGGUCUGGUCUAUAGAUACUGGUGGCAAGACAGUUACUGCAAUGGAAUUGCAGGACUCGGGAAAUUUGCUUUUGCUUGGGGAUGACAACGGAGUAGUUUGGCAGAGUUUUAGUCAUCCAACUGAUACUCUAUUAUGGAACCAGGAGUUUCAAGAAGGAAUGAAACUUCAAAGUGAACCAAGCUCCAAUAAUGUAACCUAUGUUCUUGAAAUAAAGUCUGGCGACUUGAUUCUUUCUGCAGGUUACAAAACACCACAGCCUUAUUGGUCCAUGGGGAAGGAAAGCCGUAAAACAAUCAACAAAGAUGGUGGGGCAGUCACUUCAGCAUCUAUCAGUGCAAAUUCAUGGAAGUUCUAUGAUAGUUCCAAAGUGCUACUAUGGCAGUUUAUUUUCUCAUCCAAUGUUGAUGUAAAUGCCACAUGGAUUGCAGUUUUGGGAAAUGAUGGAGUUAUUUCAUUUUCCAAUCUGCAGAAUGGAGCUUCGAAUGGUCCUUCAACAACAAAAAUACCUGGCGACUCAUGCAGCACCCCUGAACCUUGUGAUUCAUAUUUUGAAUGUUUCAGCAACAACAAGUGCCAAUGCCCUUCAGGUCUUAGCUCCCGUGCCAAUUGCAAGUCGGGGAUUGUCACUUCAUGUUCAAAGGCUUCCACAAUGCUGACAAGUGCUGGUGAUGGGCUUUAUUAUUUUGCUCUGGGAUUCAUUUCACCCUCUUCAAGAACUGACUUGGAAGGUUGCAAGAGCUCUUGCCUUGCCAAUUGUUCAUGUAUGGCUAUGUUCUAUCAAAACAGUACAAGGAAUUGUUAUAUGUUUGAUAGGAUAGGUAGCUUCCAAAAUUCGGACCAGGGCUUUGUUUCUUAUGUUAAAGUGUUGAGUGAUGGAAGCAGUGGGGGCAGCGGAAGCAAGAAACAUUUCCCUUAUAUUGUGAUCAUUGCUGUUUCGACAAUAGUUGUUAUCUGUGGCUUACUCUUUGCAGGAUACCGAUACUACCAGAGGAAGAGAAAUGCACGAGAACCUUCUGAAGAUAAUUCAGAAGAGGAUAAUUUCUUGGAAAAUUUAACUGGGAUGCCAAUCCGUUUCAGUUACAAGGAUCUUCAAACUGCAACUAACAACUUCUCAAAGAAGCUUGGGCAAGGAGGUUUUGGCUCAGUUUACGAAGGGGUUCUCCCAGAUGGAACUCGACUUGCUGUGAAGAAAUUGGAAGGCAUUGGCCAGGGAAAGAAAGAGUUUCGAGCUGAAGUUAGCAUCAUUGGCAGCAUCCAUCAUCUGCACUUGGUCCGGCUCCGGGGUUUCUGUGCAGAAGGACACUAUCGACUUCUUGCUUACGAGUACAUGGCGAAUGGAUCCCUGGACAAAUGGAUUUUCAGGAAAAACAGUGAAGAUUUCCUAUUGGAUUGGGAGACAAGAUUCAACAUAGCAGUGGGUACUGCCAAAGGACUAGCUUAUCUCCAUGAAGAUUGUGACUCAAAGAUUAUUCACUGCGACAUAAAGCCUGAAAACGUGCUCCUCGACAACAAUUACAAUGCCAAAGUCUCAGAUUUUGGUCUGGCAAAGCUUAUGACCAGGGAGCAGAGCCAUGUCUUCACAACAAUGCGAGGAACUCGAGGGUACCUUGCUCCAGAGUGGAUCACAAACUAUGCUAUUUCAGAGAAAAGUGAUGUGUACAGCUAUGGAAUGCUGCUGCUGGAGAUCAUUGGUGGAAGAAAGAACUAUGACCCAUCAGAAACCUCUGAAAAAUCACAUUUUCCAUCGUAUGCCUUCAAGAUGCUGGAAGAAGGGAAACUCAAGGACAUCUUCGACUCCAAGGUGAGGAUAGAUGACGUGGACGAGAAGAUUUCUACUGCAGUUAUGGUAGCAUUAUGGUGUAUACAGGAAGACAUGACUUUGAGGCCAGCAAUGACUAAGGUUGUUCAAAUGCUUGAAGGCAUCUGCCCUGUUCAUCAGCCUCCAACUUCCUCAACAAUGGGGUCUCGCCUCUACACGAGUUUUUUCAAAUCAAUGAGUGAAGGGGGGACUUCCUCGGGUCCAUCGGACUGCAACAGCGAUGCAUACCUUUCUGCAGUGCGCCUUUCCGGGCCAAGAUAACAUUUGCUGAAUAUGGGAGUGACGGUUCUUGAGCAUUCAUGGAUGACAUAAGCUUAUUGUGUAUACAAAAUCUUCUUCUCCCAUGUAUCUUCUGUAUAUUUCUUUGAUCACUUAAAUUUUGUAACAUGUAGCCACUACUAUUUAAGCUCAGUCAUUCUGCUUGUUCUGUAAAUAAAGAGUGUCCAUUGUAGUUAAGUUUUGCAAAGUAGUGAGAUUUU